UGUGGAACAUUUGUUGCUCAGAUUUUCUUCGUCAACCAUUUGGAUCAUUUGAACAAACAGUUUGGUACCAGUCUGGUUCUGUUGGGUCUCAGUUUGUUGAUCACAUAUUCUUGUUCAACUCUUUGGAUCGUCUGAACAAACUGUGAAGCUAGAAAGUGUGUGUGAGCUGAUGUGAAUUCAGCAGCAUGGAUCAGUGUGAGGACAGAGAGGAGGGAGUCCCUCCCUCUAAAACCACUCUGUGUGGGGAAGAUGAGAGCCAGAGCAAAGGUCAGAGGAUCCAUCAGAGACUCAAACCAGAACGAGAACCAGAACCCAGCUGUCUCCUUUAAGAGCGACAGGUCAAAGGAUUAUUGGAUUAACUUUCAAUCUCCUGGAUCUCCACCAUCAGAGAGGAUCCAUCAGAGACCAGAACCAGAACCGAGCUGUGUCUCAUUUGAGAGUGACAGGUCAAAGGAUCAUCCCAUUGACUUUAAAUCUCCUGGAUCUCCAUCAUCAGAGAGAGUGGACCAGCAGAGCUCAGAGGUUCCCAGGGGUCCAUCUGCCCAGCAGCUUCAAACACAGCUGGACUCCAUAUUUAUGCUGCUGGAGGACAACAUUGUUACUUUUGUGAAGAAAGAACUGAAGAAGAUCCAGAAAGUUCUGAGUCCAGAUUACCCAGAACAUUCAAUGAUGUUGAAUGAUGAGGUGUUGGAAGGUGAUGAUGAAGAACAGAGGACGAGCAACAGAGAGGCAGUGAUGAAGAUCACACUGAACUUCCUGAGGAUGAUGAAGCAGGAAAAGCUGGCUGACCAUCUGCAGCUCAAACAUCUUGCUGGAGUUUGUCAACAUAAACUUAAAUCUGGUCUGAAGAAGAAGUUCCAGUCUGUGUUUGAGGGAAUUGCUAAAGCAGGAAGUCCAACCCUUCUGAACCAGAUCUACACAGAGCUCUACAUCACAGAGGGAGGGACUGGAGAGGUCAAUGAUGAACAUGAGGUCAGACAGAUUGAAACAGCAUCCAGGAAACCACACAGACCAGAAACAACAAUCAGACAAGAAGACAUCUUUAAAGUCCCACCUGGAAGAGAUCAACCAAUCAGAACAGUGAUGACAAAGGGAGUGGCUGGCAUUGGAAAACAGUCCUAACACAGAAGUUCACUCUGGACUGGGCUGAAGACAAAGCCCACCAGAACAUCCAGUUCAUAUUUCCAUUCACCUUCAGAGAGCUGAAUGUGC
Poeciliopsis prolifica (blackstripe livebearer) is the source of this 1212-nucleotide messenger RNA. RefSeq lists its product as uncharacterized. The record is from RefSeq and is a predicted model, not a curated record. The coding region runs from base 250 to 1122 and encodes 290 amino acids. The transcript is spliced from 8 exons. NCBI's taxonomy places the organism in Eukaryota, Metazoa, Chordata, Actinopteri, Cyprinodontiformes, Poeciliidae.